AUGGCAAUUCGUAGCGAAGAUUUUCGGGUCGGAGGCCCAUUCCUAUGCACUGUUCCUGCCAUAGGUACUCCCAUUGCAUUGCGUCAGAUCAUCCUCUCCAGAGACAGUGGCCAGAGCUGCAUCCUAAGUUCGUCGAAAUUCUCUCGAAGUAUCGGAUCCAAACUAAGGGUAUGGCCGCAUGCCUUCGAACGUCUAAAACAAAUGAAGACGAAGGCCCGAUUGAAACGGUCGUCAUCCCUGUAG
Blastomyces dermatitidis ER-3 is the source of this 243-nucleotide messenger RNA. RefSeq lists its product as uncharacterized. Bases 1 to 243 code for a protein of 80 amino acids. The transcript has a single exon. NCBI's taxonomy places the organism in Eukaryota, Fungi, Ascomycota, Eurotiomycetes, Onygenales, Ajellomycetaceae. The record is from RefSeq and is a predicted model, not a curated record.